Messenger RNA from Corvus hawaiiensis (hawaiian crow), 5934 nucleotides. RefSeq names its product placental growth factor (gene PGF). Gene Ontology annotation, molecular function: growth factor activity; chemoattractant activity; vascular endothelial growth factor receptor binding. The record is from RefSeq and is a predicted model, not a curated record. Gene Ontology annotation, biological process: positive regulation of protein phosphorylation; sprouting angiogenesis; positive regulation of endothelial cell proliferation. Lineage: Eukaryota; Metazoa; Chordata; Aves; Passeriformes; Corvidae. Gene Ontology annotation, cellular component: membrane. The transcript is spliced from 7 exons. The coding region runs from base 87 to 581 and encodes 164 amino acids.
CGGUGGCCCGGCGGCGAGGCGGCAUGCCGGGAGCGGCACGUCGGUAGUGGCGGCGCCGAGUCGGUGCCGGGGAGGCGGGAGCGGCGAUGCGGCUGCUCGGCGCCUUCCUGCGGUUGCUGGUGGCCGGGACGCUGGGGGCACCGCCCGCCCCGGCCCUAGAGGAGCGGGGGACUGCCAGCACGGAGUCGCCCGUCCUGACCUUUCGGGAGAUCUGGAAUCGUAGCUUCUGCCGGCCUCUGGAGCAGCUAGUGGACGUCAUUACCGAGUUCCCCAACGAGGUGGAGUACAUUUUCAGACCCUCCUGCGUCUCCCUGCAGCGCUGUGGAGGCUGUUGUGGGGACGAGGGUCUCCGCUGCGUCCCCGUGGAGACAAGCACAGUCACCAUGCAGCUCCUGAAGAUAAAGCCAAACGGGGAGGCACCCUAUGUGGAGAUGGCGUUCACCGAGCACAAGCAGUGCGAGUGCAGGCCUCGGCAGGACCUGAUGAGGUUGGGAAGGAGGAGGUCCAAGGGCCGAGGUAAGAGAAGACAAGACAAGAAGGAACGGAAAGACUGUGAACUAUGUGGCACACCACGCAGGUAGCCUCUGCCUUGCCCCCAGCCUCGCUCCCGCCACCUGGGUUUGAGCCAGCUGCCUUUCCCCCAACAUAGGGGACUUGUGGAGUCAUGUCCCUCCAAGCUGCAGUGGGGAGCAGGACUCCGGCACGGAAGAGCUGACUGUACUCUUGGUUGGCCCUGGUGGGAACACAGCCUGGAACCAAGGACUCCCUUGCCCCAUCUGCCCCACUGGCACCAAGAAAAAGGGACUCGUGACCAGGCCUGGGGCUGAAGAUGAGGAGCUCAAGCAGUGUGUUGGUGUUUGAGGACAUACUGGGGGCAGUGAGGAGCAGAGCGGGUGGAUGUGCUGCUGGAACCGGCUGGGGAGGACAGAAUGAUGUGGGAGUAGAGAUGGCUCACAGGGCUGCACCUGCAAAACCUCUCUGUCCUGCCAGCACUCUGCAGCUGGGGAGGAAGGAAAUCUGGGGCAGGCAAGGCUGUAGGGCUGCAUCCGUCCCAGCUUUGGCACAGGGCAGCCCAGGCAGGUGCCAGGGAGCUUGCCUGGGAAGCUAUUCUGGUGGGGAACAGAAGGGAACUGGGCUCCUCGUGUAUUCACAGCCACAUCCCAGCUUUGCCCUGCUCAAUAAAAGCUGGUCAGACAUGGGAGCUGGCAGCUCCUGUCUGCUUUCCAGCAACUGCAGGCAGGUAACUUCCCCAUGGGCACCGACUCAGGCUGGAGGAGGGCAGUGACCCAGAGCAUGUUCCCAUCACCUAUCCUCCAGCACCCAAGGGACUGGCCUUGGUGUGAUGCUGGAGAUGGGCAACCAGCAGGUUGCUCCCUGGGCUGGGGGCUAUCCAUGUGCUGGAGGUCAGGUGGGUACUGGGAGAUCCUUGGGGGAACUGCCCUUCCCCUCCGCACCACAGUGUGGGACUGGUACCUCUCCCUGUUCACCAUCCCCAUCCUGUUCUCACCCCAGUCCAAAUGUCUGGCUCAGUGUCCUGUCCUCCCUGGCAGGGCUGAUGCAAAGUUUAGGGCAGUGGAGGGUAGGCUGCCCAUGGGCCUUCCCACUCAGGAAAUGCCCCACCAGGGGUCAUUUACCUGACAUCGGGACAGGCUGGCCUGGGGCUCCCAUCCCUUACUGGGAAUACCCUCAGGGUAUAAGGAGCUGGUGCUCUCAUCAAGGUGGCUGUGGGUACUGCUGUUUCCUGCUUUCCUCACUCAGCCAACUCUCUGCCCGGGUCCAGGGGGAAGCCACGGCCCCCAUUUUUCCAUGCUUUAAGCACUUCUCCAGGACUCUUCCUGUCCUCCUCAUCCUGCUGCAGGGGGUCUGGGGCUGCCUGCAAAAUGCAUCCCAUGCUGGUCUGUGCAAGCCAUAUCCUGGAGCAGUGUGUAUAGCUGGAAACCCUAGGGUAGAGUUGGGCACCCACAUGUUUGUGGGGCACCCCUGGCACUGGGUUAAAACAAAAUCAAGGGUCAUUCUUGAAAGCUUCAAACAAAAGACUGAAGGGCAAGAUCUGCAAAUGCCUCAAGGUUACCCUUAAAUGAUGGAACCUGUGGUUUAUUCUGCUCUGAGGAACAAGGUGGAGCCUAACGUAGCAGGAGCUGGGGUCCGAGGCGGCUCCUUCCCACAUCCAACAGGGCUGCCUGUAACAGGGGUUACAUUGCAACUCUCUAAGCCAUAAUGCUGGUGUUGCCUGAGGCUGGCACAAGGAGAUGGGCACAGGGCAGAUCCCUGUCAGGGAGAGCUGGCGGUGGGUGUUGAGGUGAUGUGAACCUCCAUACUGCCACCAUGUAGCAGGGAAUGGACCAGGUGACUUGCACCUGUGCAGCUGGGCAUAUCCUUCAGGAGCUUGCUGGAUCCCUUUUGGAUCCCAUUUCCAGUUCUGGCAUCCACAGUAUCCUGGAGCACAGCCUACAUGGGCUUUGCCUUGAAAAUGGCCCAUGAAGUUCCUCCUUCACUACCUCAUGGAUGAGGGGAACUCGCUGCUCCCCUUCCCACAUCACUCAGAGUCUGUGUGGAACAUGUGGUGUCCUGUCCUGGUCCACACAGGCUUUCCCUAUCACUGUGUGUCAUUUCUGCCUGGCUGGUUGUGCUCUGAGGCCAAGGAGAACCAUGUGCAGCACUUGAGGAUGUAUGUGAUGGUUUCUGCAUUGUUUUUAAUACCCCAGUAGUGUUAAACCUUUAAAAAAGGACGUUACAUAAAUCCAAGUAUGUUAAUUAAUAAAAGUAAGUUUAUCAAGACUGAUGAUUAGGAUUAAACCAAAUUCAAACACACGAACACACAGUGGCUUUUCCAAACAAUUCCUGGUGUCUGGUGUCUGGUGUCAUCUCUUUGGUGGCUGCCUGGCACUGAGAUAUUCCAGGCAGCUCUGCCCAUCAGAUGUGGCAGGGCCAGGCAUCUGCCUUGCACAGCCCCCCUCUGUUGCUUCUUGCCCUGCAUCACCCAAGCCGCCUGGGUAGUGUGUGUGGCUUUGUCCCCUGCUCCUCUUGUGGCAUGGGGUGUUGGACAGCAGGAAUGUGGGUGCUGGGAGGGAUGUGGCUGUCCCACUGCAGCAGUGAUGAGCAGAAUAGUUGGGGCAGGGCAGGAGCAGGGGAAAGUAUCACACAAGAGGUUUGGGAGCUGCAUCUCCAGCUGUCAGGGCUCCCUCCAGCUCCACGGAGGUAAAAGGAACCCAGUGAGCCCUAGCAUGAAGUUACCAUGACUACUGCAGGCAUCACAUGCCCAACCGAAGUGUUAACUCCAUUCCCUAUCCCUGCCAGAGGGGAGAGUGGCAGGGACUUGAGCAGGACAUCACACCCAAUGGAGGUAUGAGAGUGGGGACUGCUGCUCUGAAGGGGAGAGCAGGGCUCCUGGCUUCAAGGCUUGUGUCUAACACCCAUGUUUCCUCUCAAGGGGACCAACCACUGUCCCCACUGCCUGUCCCUGCUCUGUGUGCUCCCAGCUGUAGCUUUUUUAUACCACUAGCUGCUGGCAGCCUUCCUUGGGCACAGCAGAUGUGUGAGCACUCUGGCAAGGUCAGCUUCAUCUGCAGAACUCCAUACCCCCAGGCACUGCAGAGCAGGGCUGUAGGAGGAAACUGGUGCCCUUGUAAAGGGGCCCUGAGAGACCCCAGCUCCAAAGCCAGCAGCAUUCUCCAUGGACAGGCAGAAAACCUGCUCCAGCCCCAGUGCCCCCAAAUCCCUCAUCCUGUCCCUACUGGUGUACCCCUUGCAGACAGGCAGCUGUCCCACAGGAGCAUCACACCACUGGGUUAUCAGCAUUCCUGGGCUCCCUGUGUCUUCCAGCCUUACAGGGCAAAGGUUUGUUUAAUAAGGCUUUAUGAGCCAGAGCUGCAGUAAGAUGGUUUAGGAGGAUAGUUAUAGGGAGACAAAACAUAAAGCGGCCUUACACACCAGGAACAAAAUAUUACGUUUUUUGGGAAGUAACUGAAGGUGAAGUGGAGAUUGGCCCAGAGAUGUGGCAUUGUAGCUGAUGAAGCCCUGACGUUAAACCAUCACUGGUUACCUCUGGUCUCCCUGAUUGUAGCAUGCCAUCAGAUGCCACCCACAGCCUCUCACGGCCAUGCCGGUGCAGGUCUCCCAUGCCUCCAUGCAAAUAAAGAAGCACUGAGGUCCUAACUUCUCGAUUGUGACUUACAAGUCUUUGGCAUCCUCACAAAGUUUGGCAUAAUCCUGCCUGCUGCAGCCAGUGAUCUUUGCAGUUUCAGCAUAUUUUAAGCUUUUGCCAGCUCUCAAGCGUCAAUUUUAGCCUGUGAGAAAAAAGGCAGCUCUCACUCUUGUCCCUGUUAUUUGUGCUGGUUUUCCUUUGGCAGUUCCCACUUCCCAACAAGGACCACAAGCUCUUCAACAGGUUAAUCUAAAAGUAAUCCCCCAAAUUUAAUGUCCUCAGUCCAGCACUGACAUACAAACUUGGAAGCCCGUAGGUAAAGGCAGUUGUGCCUCAGAGCUGGUACAAAUCUUCCUCCCUUGCAAGGCUUUUCCUCACAGAACCAUCCCUGGGGUACUUCCUGCUGAUGCCUUUGGCUCACUCUCUUCUGGCCACUUCAGAGGUGUUUGAUGACAAACUUAAUCAAGUUUUGUAUCCUCCCAGCAACUCCUCUUCGCACAUCUCUCUGCCACCAUCACCCCAAUACCUAAAACACUCUACAGAUACAUUGUGCUGCAUUUGUAGUUUACCUGUCCUCUCUGUCCUCUUCAGAUCCACACAGAUCUCCUGAAGUCAGGCAGGUGAGUUGUGCCAGCAGCACCCCUGCUGUCAUCCCUGACUGCUUCAUUUCUUGCCUGCUCAGACUUUUCACUUGAAGGACAAGCCUCCAGGCUCUGGUGGGAAUUAAAAGGCCCCAGAGACUGUGGGGUAUAAAUGGGCCGGGCAGAAAAAAAUGGUCUCUGUUAGGAAGAGGUUGAAAAAGGAACCUGGGAGCAUUUUGAGGAGAAACCAAAGAAGCAAGCACCCAUAUUAUAUUUGGGCAGGGAGUUGUCUUACGAAGCAGAUGGCUUUGCUUCCUCCUAGACCUGCCCCCUGAGGCACAGUUAAUACUUUCAUAUUCCCAAAGAAAUGGUCUUUGUAAGAGAGACAGUAUUUGGUUGGUGGAUGCUGAGCUGAGCUGUGGGCACAGGCUCUACUGUCCUGUUCUGUUGCUGACAGACUGGGCUGUGCAAAAGAGCUGCCCAAGGGACCUGAGCCUGGGGAGAUCCCCUGCAAGUGUGUGCAGUAACCACAGGUAUGAAGUAACCACAGGUCAGCCACAAAUGGGUGCCCUCUCUGCCAGUCCCACAGCAAGUACCAGCUCCAGCAGGGGCUGAACACAAUGAGCAACCAGGCUGGUGUGGCUGUGAUGGCACAGCACAGGGCCAGCUCCUGACAAAAUUAAAACCCCAAUCUUAGGAUCAUUUCUUAUUGCAAUGGGACAUGCCCAUAGGCUAGCAAGGGAUGGACAAAGAUGCAGGGGCCUCCAUCUUCCCAAACAAUCCUAGCACAGUUUUUCUAAGGGUAUCCCUUAGAUUUCAUUCCAGCCCUUCUGCCUUUGCAGGUCCCCUGCCACUCCUGUGGUUAGGCAGUUGUUUAAUCUGGGACCAACCAUCGCACAGACACAGCAAACCAGCAGGACAGUUGGCAGUAACCAGCUCACUCCUGGUUCAGCAAAUCUCCUUCACUAAUAACUGUAGUGAUCUAGCAGGCCCUGCAAGGACUCCUGGCCUUCCAAGAAAAAGCCAGGCCAGGAGGGCAGGAAUACAUGUUUCUAGGAUAAGCCAAAGACUGAUAUUUUCCACAUGCAAAGCGUUCGUUAAGCACCAUCUGGGAUCUCGACUAUGCUGUUACUUUACUGCACCUUAAUGCAUUUGUGCUGAUGUUCCCUCUGCUGUACAUUUGGAAUAAAACCCAAUUUUGUAAAACCC